Danaus chrysippus (African queen) is the source of this 1230-nucleotide messenger RNA. Lineage: Eukaryota; Metazoa; Arthropoda; Insecta; Lepidoptera; Nymphalidae. The record is from the annotation of a GenBank genome assembly.
AUGUUAGGUGUAAUUUUAUUAGUGAGCACUGUGGUUUGCGCACAAGCUGUGCCCCUAGAUGUGGUACACGGAGUUGAUGAAACACAAUCUGUAAGACGUCAACAGUUUAAUAAUGGUCUGAGGAUAGCUCGCGACGGAUAUUAUUCUGAAUCCCAUUUGGUCACUACCAGCGAUGGGUACAUCCUUGAAUUGGUACGAAUUCCAAACAAGCGCUUCCAAUUCUGGUUGAAUCCAUUCGCUAGGAAGAAGCCUGUUGUAUUUUUGAUGCAUGGACUCCAGGGUUCCUCAGUAUCUUAUAUUACUUUGGGUGCACGAAGAAGUUUAGCUUACAACUUGGCUGAUGCUGGUUUCGAUGUAUGGAUGGGGAAUGCACGUGGAGUUAUCAAUUCUCGCAACCACGUUUCCUUAAAUCCUGACGACCCUAAGGACGCUAAGAAGUUCUUUGAUUACAGUUUCGAAGACAUUGCUACUAAAGACCUCCCAACCAUGAUCGACUACGUCCUACAAAGAACUAAACAAGACAAGUUACACUACGUCGGACACUCUCAAGGAGGCACUGCAUUCUUGGUCCUUAAUUCACUUUUACCGAAAUAUAACGAUAAAUUCAUAUCUGCUGAUAUUCUCGCUGGUGUUGGCUAUCAAGAUCAUUUCCCAACUGCUAUAUUGAAAAGUAUCGCCAAAGCCACUGACUUCAUUUAUAACUUUGCUGUUCGAAGAGGUUUACUUGAAGUAGGUUUUAGAUUAAAACAACAAAUUGUAGACGAGAACUUAAAUUUUGAAGACUCUGACGUACUAAGCUCAAAUAAUGAAGUUGCACUGAUACUACAAUCUUUACGCUCCUUUUUGGAGGGACUCUUAAUGCUUGGACGUCUGGAAGUUCUUGGUGAAGCAUCAGUAAAGCAAUUCGCGCAUUACGGACAAAACAUCAAAGACAAAUCAUUCCGUAGAUGGGACUAUGGACCGGUACAAAAUUUGCUGAAAUAUGGUAGAUUCCAGCCACCCCAAUAUGAUCUGAGACGAGUUACAGUAGAUUUGACAAUGCAUUACGCUAUGUCUGAUAUUUUGUUAAGUGAAAAAGACGUUUUAAAUAUGGCCGCGGUAAUUCCAAACGCUAAAGUCCGAAAAGUAGCGAGAGAAAGCUUUGGACACAUGGACUUCAUAAUUUCCAAUGAUUCUAAAGAAUUAGUUACAGAUUUUGUUGUAAACGGACUCAAAAAACGAUAUGAAUGA